GCAGCCGGCCGGUCAGUCCCGUUGGGGCGAGCGCUGGGUGCGCCGGUGGCCGGUCCGAGUGUCCAACAGGAAGACUCCAAGGCGACGGCGUGCCCUCAGGUCGCUCACCAGUGUCCCGUGCUGUCCCACACCCCGGCGGGUAGAGAGAUAAGAUGUGUGACCUGCACUCGAACUGUCCCACUGUGACUAUGCUGGAGAGGGCUAACGUGACGCCCAGUAGCGCCGGCGAGGACUUGGCUCUGCCGCCCGGCUUCAUGACUCUCAGUGAGGAGGAGUACCGGAAAACGAUCCGCCAGUGUCCCAUUGAGCGCUACUACGAAGUCUCGCAGACGCCAAUUUCAACGGGCCAGUGGUCCAGCGUGUACCACUGCCACCUGCGCAGUACCGGGGCGCGGUUCGCCGCCAAGUUCUGCAACAAGCUGCGUAUGGACGUGCCGGCUCAAACGGAGAUUGUGCACGAGGUGGCCGCUCUGCGCCACUGCCGCCGCUGCCCGCGCAUCGUCCAGCUGUACGAGGUGUUCGAGACUGAGGACCAGUAUGUGCUGGUCAUGGAACUGGGCAGCGGUGGUGACCUGCAGGGCAUCCUCGACGACAACCAGGUGCCCUACGAGAGUGACGUCAUCCGCUUCAUGCGUAACCUGCUCGAGGGCCUGGUGUUCAUUCACGAGCGUAACCUCGCCCAUCUGGACAUCAAGCCUCAGAACCUGGUGCUGACGGGUGAAUUUCCUGACUGCGAGAUCAAACUAUGUGACCUGGAAAUAUCGAGAGUCAUCACCGCCGGCACAGAGGUUCGGGAGAUGCUCGGAACGCCGGACUAUGUCGCGCCCGAGAUUCUCCGGUUUGACCCGGUGUGCCUGACCUCCGACAUCUGGUCUGUCGGUGUCCUGGCGUACGUCCUUCUGACGGGCUUCACGCCGUUCGGCGGCGACACGGAUACGGACACUUUCCGCAACAUCUCGCGCGCCGAGCUCGACUUUCCCGACGAGCUGUUCGAGGAUGUCUCCGAGCUGGCCAAAGACUUCAUCCGGCGCUGUCUGGUCAAGGACCCGCAGGGCCGUCUGAGCGCGCGCCAGUCGCUGAUGCACCCGUGGCUGCAGCAGCCGGAGCCCGCACCGCGAGUACCGUCCGUCCACGGCAGCUCCCAGUCCAUCCUCAGCGACGGUUUCGGCAGCCAGGACAGCGUGCGCACCCUGCGCCGCUCGGCCUCCAAGAGCCGAGAGGUCCUCUGCGAGAAAGUCUCGAACAGCCACCUCAAGAAGAACAUCUCCAAGUCGCGUGAGCGGCUCUGUGACCUCAAGUUCGGUCUGUCUAAGUCUCGAGAGCGUCUGGCACGCACGGUUCUGGCUGGUGGGGUGUCGCGCUCGUCAGAGGUGCUCGGGAGCAGGCCUCCGUGGCGCGCCGCUGGACUCAACUGUCCCCUCGGUACACCUCUACCGCCGCCCAUGGAGCGGAUGGGCUCAUUCAAGGUGCGGGACCAGUACCAGAGCCAAGUGGUGGCUGGACUGGGCAGCAGUCAGAGCCUCAACACCACCGGGCAGCCGUUCGUCCGCCACUGCAGCCUGCGCGGCAAGAAGAAGACGUCACCACCCUCCGCAGAGCCCACCGACUUCCGCGCAUCGCUGCGACGGAACAAGAAGAGCACAGGCAGACGGAGCAGUCUUCAGAUCGAUUCUCGCUCUGAGAAGGACGAGGAGCAGCAGAAGCGUGAGACGCGCCGUCGCUCGCACUCGACACGCGAGGACCUGGAGCCAUGCCCGAGGACUGAGCGACGCCGCGACUCUCACGGUCGUCGAGAGCUCUCAGCACCGCCGGUUGACGAGGGCAAGAACAUGAUCAUUGUGGAGAUCAUCAGCGAUGAUGAACAAGACGUGUUCACCAGGCUUUACAACGAUCGCUUCAGAGAUUCGGAUCUCAAGUGGCGCAAACUGAGAGAUACUGAUUACGAUGAUGAGAAGGAGAACAAGGCAGCCAACUCCUCUCAUCUUGGCGUGCGCCGACCGAGAAUAGAGAGGUCCCGGUCUCGCGACUCGAAUCGCAGCGGACGCAGCUCGACCAAGGGUGGAUCAGACGAGACCCUUUCAGAACGGAUAGAAAAGCUUCGACCAAAGUCCAAGGGAAGCAAGGAAUCAAGCCCAGGCAGCAGUCAGGAAAAUGUCUGGAACACGUCUGAGAGCCAACAGGCAAAAGACGAUGACGUGUUUACUGGAGAAGAAGAAGAAGAGAAGACAAUUGAUAGCUAUCAGUCCUCCGAGAAGCCUUUAAACGAAAAUGACUCCUUGUCUGAGUCUCUUCAGACCCAGAGUCCAGAGACUGAGAGCACCGAUACACAGACGGUCACGUCUGAGCCGGUAUCGAUGGACUGCCCAGAGUCCCGUCAGGACACUUCAGACAGCGAGAUGAACGCGAAAAACAAACCCGCCUUAACAAGUGAAGUCAUAGUGGAGGAACCUACACAAUCACAGGACUCCAGUCCACCUGAGGAUUCCUCCACUACUAACAUGGAGACAGGCUCUCGCAACUCCUCCGUUUCUCCGGAGCGGAGGAUAGAGCCGUACCUGGACCGGUCGACCGAGACGAGUGUGUCCUGGCGCCGGCCGGAGCCGGAAAGCCCGCAGCGCUGGCGGCGCCCGGCCUCCUCCAGUCCGGAGCCGGGCGCCGAGCCGCGCCGGCGCCGACAGGGCUCCGCUUCUGUCACCACUGAGCGCAGUGUGAACACAGACACGGUGCCCACCCGAGACCGGGGCAUCAACACGGACUCAGCGCUGCUGACUGCUGUACAGAGUGACGGCGCGCCGCGCUGGGAACGCGUCGAACCUCUGCCUACACCGGUCGUCACCACGCUACGCGAUGUGUUCGAGCGCGGGCAGCGCGCCGAUGCUGCUCCGUCACGUCGUCACAGCAGCGUUCCUCCGCCGAGUGUCGGACUGGCCCGCUCGCCCACCGAUGAAGACGUCCGCGCCAGGAGAGAACGAGUGCAGCGCGCCGAGCGCGGACGCACCGAUACCGACGAGAAGCGAUCGGUGGCGUUCGCCGAGACGGACGUGCCGUCGCGGAAGAGCUCGGCCGGCUGUUACCGGCGCUGCAGCUCACUCUCCUCCGACCUGGGGAGCAGCGAGAUCUCCAGCGAGGCGGGCAGCGAGUCGUACUGCGUGCUCAGCUGGGAGGAGGCGGCCUCCGACCAGGCCACCGAGCUCAAACCCGUGGUGAGCACCCGCUCCUCGGGCCGGCCGCGCUCGCAGAGCCAGCAGCUGGCACAGCUCGAGCUGGCCAAGCUGCGACAGCGCGGCCGCUCGCACAGCGUCGUCUCGGAGCCGUUCAGCGCCGCACAGCCGUGGGGCGCGCUCUGCAGUGGCUCCGUGGCCCGAGCCUUCGAGAAGUUCCACUCGAUGGCUGGCGACUCGCGGAAGCGGCGCCAGUCCAGUCCCAAUAUUGUUGGCCUGGCGGCCAAACUGACUGACAUGGGGGAGCUGUGACGGUGCGGUGGUGAUCCGGGGUCAGGUGUAUCUCCCGCCGAAGUGUCCCACCCACCGCUUCCAUUGAGGCGGCCUCAACUGUGUCCCAAUCCAGUGUGAACAGUGAUGCAGUGUCUCUCUCCUCAGCACUGGGAAUCAGUGAGUGCCUCGCGGCGGCCGCACGGGGUUCGUGUGGCGCCCGCGAACAUCGUGUCUGCGCUGCGUCAGUUGUGCGGCCGCUCUUGUGACGUCAUUGGCACGUGCGAAGCGUCUGACGUCUGUGAUGUCCCGCACAAAGUGUGCGCGAGUGUAGAGACGUGGUGCCGAGUUAGUGAGGGGCUGGUCUCACCGUGUUUAAUGCGGUCAUUGAACUACUCGUGGUGAUGAUUAUGUUGAUGGUUAUGAUGUGGUUGUUUGGUAAUGCUGUAUGAAUUUGGCUCGCUCUGUUCCAUGACUUAACUGUAAAGCCUUCUGUGCAUAUAGAUGCGUAUUUUAUUUUGAUGCAAUUAUAACUCUCCCCUCAUUGCAAUUUAGUGCUAUAUAAUUGCGAAUUUUGCAUUGUUUCCCUCGUCAUGCUCUUUGAGUUAUGUAAUAGUCCGUUGAUCCAGAUGAUUGAUGAUGAAUGAGUCUGUGAGGAUAUUGGCCGCAAAGCGAAGCGAUGUUUGUCUUUGUAAAUAAUAAACCACGAAACAUA
Molecule: messenger RNA, 4146 nt
Organism: Amphibalanus amphitrite
Lineage: Eukaryota; Metazoa; Arthropoda; Thecostraca; Balanomorpha; Balanidae
Product: serine/threonine-protein kinase DDB_G0283821-like
Exons: 7
Coding region: 153-3473 (1106 amino acids)
Biological process (GO): positive regulation of apoptotic process; intracellular signal transduction; protein phosphorylation
Cellular component (GO): nucleus
Molecular function (GO): protein serine/threonine kinase activity; ATP binding
Source: RefSeq, a predicted model, not a curated record